Eremothecium gossypii ATCC 10895 is the source of this 1689-nucleotide messenger RNA. RefSeq names its product rRNA-processing protein PWP1 (gene PWP1). The record is from RefSeq and is marked provisional. Gene Ontology annotation, cellular component: nucleus. Gene Ontology annotation, biological process: rRNA processing. Bases 1 to 1689 code for a protein of 562 amino acids. Gene Ontology annotation, molecular function: protein binding. The transcript has a single exon. NCBI's taxonomy places the organism in Eukaryota, Fungi, Ascomycota, Saccharomycetes, Saccharomycetales, Saccharomycetaceae.
AUGUUAUCUUCGACUACGUGGGUGCCGCGUGGCUUUGCAUCAGAGUUUCCGGAGAAGUACGAGCUGGAUGACGCGGAGAUGGCGCGGAUCAACGAGCUGGCGCAGCUGCAGCUGGACGAUGCGGAGGAAGGCCUGGAAGAGGCCGGUGGUGCGCAGGAGGGCGCGGCGCUGUGGGCGCAAUUGGACGGUGACGACGACCUGAAGGAGUACGACUUGGAGCACUACGACGAGGAGGAUGCGGGCGCGGGUGCAGAGGUGACGAUGUUCCCGGGGCUCUCGGGCGAGGCGCGCUUCCACGAGGGUGAGGAGGGGCAGGACGCGUACCUGAGCUUGCCAACCGUAGAGGAGGAGCAGGAGGAGCGGGCGGAGCUGCAGGUGUACCCGACAGACAACCUGGUGCUGGCAACGCGGACGGAAGACGACAUUUCGUACCUGGACGUGUACGUGUACGACGACGGCGCGGGGUUCCACGACGAGGCGGUGCCGCAGGAGGCCGGGGACGCGCAGGACCCCGACGUGGCGCGCGGGCUGAUACGGGACGCGUCGUUGUACGUGCACCACGACCUGAUGUUGCCGGCAUUCCCGCUGUGCGUGGAGUGGGUGAACUACCGGCCCGGGUCGAACUCUGACGCGCCGGCAAACUUUGCGGCGGUCGGCACCUUCGACCCCACGAUCGAGCUGUGGAACCUGGACUGUGUGGACCGCGCGUUCCCCGACAUGAUCCUCGGCGAGCCCGCGGACUCUGCGACCGCGUCCAAGAAGUCGAAGAAGAAGAAGAAGGGCAAGAAGCAGCACGUGGCUACACACCACACAGACGCCGUGCUCUCGCUGGCCCACAACCGCCACUUCCGUGCGGUGCUGGCGUCGACGUCGGCCGACCACACUGUGAAGUUAUGGGACCUUAACCACGGCCGUGCCGCGCGGUCGCUGGAUGCCGUGCACAGCGCCACCGCAGUCUCCUCUUCCCAGUGGCAUCCUUCUGAUGGUUCGAUCCUGCUGACGGCGGGUUACGACUCGCGCGUCGCGCUCUCGGACGUGCGGAUUGCCAACGACGCAGGGAUGAGCAAGUACUGGAAGGUUAUGAAGGGCGAAGAGAUCGAGUCGGCCACGUUUGUGAGCGAGACUGUCUUCUUGGCCGGUACCGACAGCGGUAAUGUCUACUCGUUUGACCUGCGGAACGGAGAAGACAGCGCUCCUCUGUGGACGCUGAAUGCACACGACUCGGGGAUCUCGUCUCUGAGCGUCAGCCCCUCAAUCCCCAACAUGCUGGUCACCAGCGCCAUGGGCGAAAAGGUCAUUAAGUUGUGGAAGACGCCAGCCGAGGGCGCCUCUGCGCAGGAGGGCCCCCGCAUGGUCUUGUCUCGCGACUUCGGCGUGGGCAACGUCUUGAGCACAAGCUUCGCUCCGGACGUCGAGGUGGCCAGCACAUUCGUCGUUGGUGGUACGAGCCCUGGCCUGAAACUGUGGGAUGCCUUCACCAACCGCACUGUGCGCAAGAGCUUUGCCUCGGAGCUGCAGGCUGUCCAGCAGCGGGCCAGAGAAGAGGCCAAGCAGCUCGGCAAGGCGUCCCGUAUCGCCAGGAAAUACAUCAGCAACAGUAAUCCGGACACCGUUGUCACCGUGGAUGACAACGGCAGCGACGAGGAGGAGCAAGAGGGCGCUGCGGACGACUGGGAGGACGAAGAGUGA